Molecule: messenger RNA, 781 nt
Organism: Paramecium sonneborni
Lineage: Eukaryota; Ciliophora; Oligohymenophorea; Peniculida; Parameciidae
Source: the annotation of a GenBank genome assembly
AUGUAAUAAUUAAGUGGAUAAGAAAUUUGGAUAUAAUUUUAUUUAAAUAAUGGAUUAGCUAUUUUUUAAAAGUAUGGAUUAUUAAAUGUUGAUUCAAUCAAUAUCUUACCACAAUUAGACAAAAUAAGCAUAAAUUAUUAUCCGAGUAUUCAUAAGAUAAAUAUAUAUAAUGAAUAGAAAUAAUUAAUAUAAUCAUCUGAUUGUAAUUUGAGAGCCAAAGUAUGCAAUUUAAUAGGAAAUCUUUGUCAACAUUCUUCUUUUUUUUAUUAGCAUUUAUUGAAAUUUGAAUUAAUCAAUCUUUACAUAAAAUGUUGUUGUGACCCUGUAAAAACACAAGAAAAUUUGCUUGUUCUUGCAUAUUUGGAAAUGCAAAAUUUCAUAGUGAUAUGCAAUAAGAGCAUUUAAGACCAGUUAUCCCAUAAUUAGUUGAAUUAUUCAAAAAUUUAGAAGUAUCAAAUGAUCUAAACUCUACCAGAAAAAAACAAGAUUCAAUGCAGCAUGAACUUAAGGAAAUUUAGUUAAAAAUUCAAAUAGGCUGAUUAAAGACUUUAAAAACAUGGAGCUUUAAAUUAGUUAUUAGAAUUAGUGAAAUCUGAUUAAACAACUCGAAUAUCUUUAUUUUCGAUAGGAAACUUAGAUCAAUAUCCUGAUGUAAAAGAAAAUUUGAAGAAUUAUUAAUCCGAUAAAUCAUAGCACUAGUAUAUAUUUAAUUAUUUAUUUUAGGCUUCUACUAACGAUUAAUAAAUUUAGAGAUAUGGAAGAAGAAUCUUAAUAAAUUUGA